Messenger RNA from Acaulospora morrowiae, 321 nucleotides. Lineage: Eukaryota; Fungi; Glomeromycota; Glomeromycetes; Diversisporales; Acaulosporaceae. The record is from the annotation of a GenBank genome assembly.
AUGGUCAAGAAAAAGCGAAAGGUUGACGAAGCAUUCGAAGCUGACUAUGAUUAUGUCUAUGGUAUAGUCAGUACCGGAACAGACUGGUACUUUAUCCUUCACACUACCGACGCUAUCUAUUGUACGAGUAAAACAGAAUACCACAUCUCGCUCACAGAAGCCGUCCUCGAAGAUGAUACCGAGUUGCGAAAAAGUGUUAAGAGGAUUUUAGAGGUAAUAGUUGGAUUAUUAAAAGAUAGGGUGUCUGCUAGUGAUGAACCAGCGAUUAAGAAGAGGCGUGUGCAAGAGAAAAUCAGCAAAGCUAGCAUAGCCAAAAAUUGA